AUGUCUUUCUCUCUGCCGGCAUCAACGACAGCGUCCACAACCACGGCCUUAGCCACUGGUACAGCCACGUCACUCCUCUCCCUCACAACACCCUUUGUGGCACCACCCGACUGCGACAGUUUGUUCUCCACAACCAGCAUCGUGUCGAGCUUCUGGUGGAACAACUACACGGUUACGACAAUCGGAAUCACCGUAUCGGACCCAACGAACCUUCGUUUCGCCGACUGCCAGCCGGCCGGCUGGGAUGCGGUCGUCCCUGAGAGCCGCUUCUUCUUCAGCCCCGCCGUGUGCCCGAGCGGCUGGACGGCGUACAAUGUAGCCGCCUUUACCGAAACGCAGCGAUCCACGAGCACCACAGUCACGUACGCGUCGUACAGUACGGUCAAUACGGCGUACUGCUGUGCAAGUGACUACCGGCUCAACGACAUGCCCUUUACUGUCAUCCUGGCCAAUGUCGCAUCCAACAUGUGUGUGCAGCAGAUGGGCGUCACAAUCGAGACCCUGAAAGACCAGUACAGCUUUUCGGCUCCGGCCUCGGUCCGCGUCCACAACCCGUACCACAUCGCGUGGAACGCGGCCGACCGCCGUACGCUGUCACCGACGCCACCAGACAUCCUGACGUGCUCCGCCGUGCUCGUGACGUGGGUUCCCGGCGCGUCCGUUCCACCUCUCGUUUGCAGCGACGGCGAGCACAGCGACCCGGGUCGGAGCGCGGGACUGAAGGUUUUGUUCAUCGGAGUACCGAUUAUACUCGUGGGCGCAGCUCUGGUGUGCUGUAGCUUGUGUGUGCAUUAUUCGAGCAAAAAUCGGCAAGAAGAACGAGCUCGAAGAGAGAGGGUCGCGGAAACGGCUGCGGUGGAAAACAACUGA
Molecule: messenger RNA, 870 nt
Organism: Sporothrix schenckii 1099-18
Lineage: Eukaryota; Fungi; Ascomycota; Sordariomycetes; Ophiostomatales; Ophiostomataceae
Exons: 2
Coding region: 1-870 (289 amino acids)
Source: RefSeq, a predicted model, not a curated record